AUGGCUGAGCACAGCGAAACAUACAAACUCUGGGAAGUGACUUGGAUAAAAAUAACAAUGUGUAUCUGUUUUGAUUUUUUUUGUGCCAUGAAUAUUUUAUUUUGAAAAGUCAGAUCUGAAGCAAAUUCUCAGACUGAACUACUUGUUAGGCCUCACUGUAAGAAUGUUUUAUUCACUGUCUCAUUUAUGGUAAAUUGGCAGGCUGCUCAUUUUGAACAGCUUUUUGCAUGAAAUAGAAGCAUGCCCAUUCUAACGGUUCAUU
This is a messenger RNA of Otolemur garnettii (small-eared galago), 262 nucleotides long. RefSeq names its product S-phase response (cyclin related) (gene SPHAR). The record is from RefSeq and is a predicted model, not a curated record. NCBI's taxonomy places the organism in Eukaryota, Metazoa, Chordata, Mammalia, Primates, Galagidae.